Quercus robur (English oak) is the source of this 1854-nucleotide messenger RNA. RefSeq lists its product as uncharacterized. Gene Ontology annotation, molecular function: oxidoreductase activity. Lineage: Eukaryota; Viridiplantae; Streptophyta; Magnoliopsida; Fagales; Fagaceae. The record is from RefSeq and is a predicted model, not a curated record. The transcript is spliced from 16 exons. Bases 65 to 1750 code for a protein of 561 amino acids.
CUAAUAGUAUUAUUAUAUGAUCCAUGAAACUGAAAGUUGAAAACCAGCAACAAGCUUUGGGGAGAUGUGGCUAAGAGGCUUCAGCAGCGUUCCGAUCAAGGAGAAGAAGAAGUGGGACGCGCUGGUCAUCGGCGCCGGCCACAACGGCUUGAUAGCCGCCACUUACCUGGCGCGCGGCGGCCUAACGGUGGCUGUUCUCGAGCGACGCCACGUCAUCGGCGGCGCAGCCGUGACGGAGGAGAUCAUCCCUGGCUUCAAGUUCUCUCGCUGCAGCUACCUCCAAAGCCUCCUCCGCCCCUCCAUCGUUAGAGAAUUAGAGUUGGUGAAACAUGGGCUGAAGUUGUUGAAGCCACUGUGUACAUCGUUUACACCUUGUCUUGAUGGGCGUUAUCUUCUGCUGUGGCCAAACGACGACCAGAAUUAUUUGGAGAUUUCAAAGUUCUCUAAACGAGACGCAGAUGCUUAUCCCAGAUAUGAAAGUCAACUGCAUAAGUUCUGUAAAUUCAUGGAUUUUCUUUUGGAAUCACAUGCCCCUGAAACUCUGCAUGGGGAUUCAUAUUUGAUUGAUUGGCUGAGGGAUAAGUUGCACAAAUCAGUUUUCUGGACCCGUUGUCUACAGCAUGCUCUUUCCCUAGGGCAAAAAGAUCUGGUGGACUUUAUGGACCUUUUACUUUCCCCAACGUCAAAGGUUCUGAAUAUGUGGUUUGAGUCAGAUGUGGUGAAGGCAACACUUGCAGCAGAUUCUAUUAUUGGAACUAUGGCAAGUAUCCAUACACCUGGGAGUGGAUAUGUUCUGCUACAUCAUGUUAUGGGUGAAACCGAUGGUGAACGAAAUAUUUGGUCGCACGUUGAAGGUGGGAUGGGUUCUGUGUCUUUGGCCAUUAGUAAGGCUGCUAAAGAAGCUGGUGUUCAUAUUCUAACCAAUGCGGAGGUUUCAAAAUUGAUGAUUGGAGACUCCGGCAUAGUAAACGGGGUGUUGCUGACUGAUGGGGAACAAUUUUGUUCUUCAAUUAUUUUGUCAAAUGCAACCCCUUACAAGACUUUCAUGGAGUUGGUCCCUCAAAAUUUUCUUCCUGAUGGUUUUGUACGAGCUAUCAAGAACUCUGAUUAUAGAUCUGGAACAACAAAAAUUAACGUAGCCGUUGAUAAAUUGCCUCAGUUCAAGUCUUGCAGAUUGAAUUAUCCAGAGGUGGGUCCUCAGCAUACAGCCACCAUUCGCAUUGGUUCAGAAAGUAUGGAGCAGAUUGGUGCAGCAUGUCAAGAUGCUUGGAAUGGUUUACCAUCACGAACGCCUGUAAUGGAAAUGACAAUUCCUUCUUCAUUGGACAAGACCUUAUCCCCACCUGGUAAGCAUGUCGUUGGCUUGUUUACACAAUACACACCUUAUAAACCCUUGGAUGGUAGCUGGGAAGAUCCCAUAUAUAGAGAAUCAUAUGCACAAAGAUGCUUCAACUUGAUUGAUGAAUAUGCUCCUGGCUUCAGCUCAUCAGUCAUCGGCUAUGACAUGCUAACACCACCAGAUCUUGAAAGAGAAUUCAGUCUGACAGGGGGGAAUAUUUUUCACGGUGCUAUGGGUCUGGAUUCACUCUUCUUGAUGCGACCCAUUAAAGGAUGGUCAGAUCAUAGGACACCAAUUAGAGGGCUGUAUAUGUGUGGAAGUGGAUCACAUCCUGGAGGUGGCGUAAUGGGUGCACCUGGCCGUAAUGCUGCACAUGUUGUUCUUCAGGAUGUUAAGAAGCGUUCUCGUUAGAAGUUCUUAUAUACUUUACUGAUCUCUCUAUGGUUAUGGUUGCUUGCUGUUAAUUGUAACAAAACCUUCAGUUAGAAUGAAAAUUUCAUGGUUUUUUCCUUGAA